Molecule: messenger RNA, 3818 nt
Organism: Phalacrocorax carbo (great cormorant)
Lineage: Eukaryota; Metazoa; Chordata; Aves; Suliformes; Phalacrocoracidae
Source: RefSeq, a predicted model, not a curated record
GCCGCCGUUCCGCGGCGAGCCCGCCCGCCGCCCGCCCCUGGCCGCGGCCCUAGCCGCGGCCCCGCGGGGCUGCCCGCCGCCCGCCGCCGCGCCGGAGCCUGCGGCGCGCCCCCCAUGCGAGACCCCCGCGGGCCGGGCAACGCGCAACGACCCCCGGCCGGGCCAGGCAUGUGAAGAUGUCAGUGGGCUGUGCAUGCCCUGGCUGUUCCUCUAAGUCGUUCAAGCUGUACUCGCCAAAGGAGCCCCCGAACGGCAACGCCUUCCCCCCAUUCCACCCGGGCACCAUGCUGGAUCGAGAUGUGGGACCUACUCCCAUGUACCCACCGACAUACCUGGAGCCUGGAAUCGGGAGGCACACGCCGUAUGGGAACCAGACCGACUACAGGAUAUUUGAGCUCAACAAGCGGCUGCAGAACUGGACAGAGGAAUGUGACAAUCUGUGGUGGGAUGCCUUCACCACGGAGUUCUUUGAGGAUGACGCCAUGUUAACAAUCACUUUCUGCUUGGAGGAUGGACCAAAGAGAUACACGAUCGGCCGGACUCUGAUUCCCCGUUACUUCCGCAGCAUCUUUGAAGGGGGGGCCACAGAGCUCUACUACGUGCUGAAGCACCCCAAGGAGUCCUUCCACAACAACUUUGUCUCGCUGGACUGUGACCAGUGCACCAUGGUCACGCAGCACGGCAAGCCCAUGUUCACCCAGGUGUGUGUGGAGGGGCGGCUCUACCUGGAGUUCAUGUUCGAUGACAUGAUGAGGAUAAAGACGUGGCAUUUCAGCAUCCGCCAGCAUCGAGAGCUCAUCCCCCGCAGCAUCCUUGCCAUGCAUGCACAGGACCCCCAGAUGCUGGACCAGUUAUCCAAGAACAUCACCCGCUGUGGGCUCUCAAACUCCACACUCAACUACCUCCGACUCUGUGUAAUCCUAGAACCAAUGCAGGAGCUCAUGUCACGGCACAAGACCUACAGCCUCAGUCCCCGGGACUGCCUCAAGACUUGCCUCUUCCAGAAGUGGCAGCGGAUGGUCGCUCCGCCUGCGGAACCAGCACGGCAGCAGCCCAGCAAGCGCCGGAAAAGGAAGAUGUCGGGGGGCAGCACCAUGAGCUCCGGUGGGGGAAACACCAACAACAGCAACAGCAAGAAGAAGAGCCCGGCCAGCACCUUUGCCCUGUCCAGUCAGGUACCUGAUGUGAUGGUGGUAGGUGAGCCCACGCUGAUGGGGGGGGAGUUUGGGGACGAGGAUGAGCGGCUCAUCACCCGGCUGGAGAACACGCAAUUUGACGCCGCCAACGGCAUUGACGACGAGGACAGCUUCAACAACUCGCCGGCGCUGGGGGCCAACAGCCCCUGGAACAGCAAACCGCCCUCCAGCCAGGAGAGCAAGUCAGAGAACCCCACGUCGCAGGCGUCACAGUAACAGCCCCCCUGCCGCCCCGUGGACUCAGUCCCAACCGAUCUACCUGUAUAUUUGCAACGGAGAGUGACUGGGAAGCGGCGAGGUACUGGGGGAGGAUCGACACUGCGCAGCCGACGGGGUGCAUGGCCCAGGGCGUGCACCAGGCGGGCAGCCCCCAGCCCUCCCCCCGCCGCCUCCCCGCUCACCCCACGCCUGCCUCCUCGCCGGACCCCAGGGCAGGGGUGGGUUUCCAGGGCUGUAGCUUCGUUAUUCCCCCUUCUCCUCCUUUCUCCCUGCUUCUUCCCCUGGAGAGCUUCUCCUCCCUGCCCCAAUGUGCCCAGCCCCUGCCUGCUGAGCAGGGGGAAUUAGGAGGGAGGUGUCGGCAGUGGCUGGUGCGACCGGGAAGCCGGUGGCGUGCAAGAUGCUGUGUGUUGGGGUCUGGCACAGCCCAGAGACCCUCCUCCUCCUCCCCAGGUCCUACGGCUGGGGUUUGCUGGGCAGCCACCUGCAGCGGGUUUGCGUGUCCCCAGCCCAGUCUGGGGCUGGGGCAGGGUGGGUGGUGACAGAAAGCCUUCCCCGUGCCGCUGGCUCUGCCACGGAGCCUCCUCCGGCCAGGAUCAGAUCCUGCUGCGCUGGGGUGGUGUCAAGGAUAGGGCCCCGUCGCAUUUCCCCACUCUCCCUUCCCCUCCCUUCCCCUCGCUCCCCAGGGGCGAGAGCGCAGCAGGGCCAUGGGGGGACUCUGUAUAUAGGAAGUGCGUGGGAGGGGGGCUUGGGGGGGCUGGGGUGGGGCACAGAGGACCCGUGGUUCUGCCAGAGCAGCCAGUGUCCUCACUCCCUGCCCGCAGCCCCUGCGUUUCCCCCUGCCCCACGUGAGUCCGCCUGGGGCCCCUUUGCAACCCCUGGUUCCCAGUACCUCCUACUUUUGUCUUUUUUUAAGAAAAAAAAAAUAUUAUUAAAAUUGUAAGUUUAAAAAAAAGAAAAAAAUGGGAAAAGCCCCCCCCGCAGCCCCCUCACCAGUUCCUCCAUCCCUGCCCUGAGCCUUCUCACCCUGUCCUGACUUUUGUACAGGCUUCUUCUCUUGGGAGUCUCGUUUUAUAUCCAGUUCGGAGAGCUUCAAACCAAGGAGAGACUUUGCAGACUUCCUUUCUAAUCCCUCCAGGGGCCGGGGGGGGCAGCCCCCCGCCUCCCUCCUCAAUGUAAAUCUUGUGUGCUGUUGUCCCCGCUCCCCCCGCCUCGGGUUCGUGUACCUCGUGCUUGUACAUUUCCGCGCUGUAGACAGUGUGUACGAUACUGUUCUUUCAAUGUGUUAUCACUAGAGCAGGUGCCUCCAUUGAUGUUAGGGGAAAUGAUGAGCAAAUUAAUAAUUUUGGGGGUUUUUUUGGUUUAAAAAAAAAAAAAAAAGAAAAAAAAAUCCCUUCCAAGGCUUCUUCCAAGGAGAAGACGGGAGGUGCCAGGGGAGGGCAUUUGCGCUCGCCAGCUCACCCCAGCAACCUCGGAGCGGGGUUUUGGGGGGAGCCAGGGGUCAGGGCUGCCUGUGGGUACCCUCUGAUGCAACCCUGGGGUGGGGUUGCAGCGAGCGCUGCCCCAGGGGUGGUCAGGGUGGGGGGCUGCCCGGGGAAGGGGGUGGUGUGUUUGUGUGUGUGUGUGUGCAAAAGUGCAUGUGUGAGAGGUUUGUGUGUCUGCGCGUGUGUAAGGGAGCCUGGGGCAGGUGGAGCAGCCCUGUCGUUUGGGGGGGUUGGACCCCACGCUUCACUGCCCACCCCAGCUCCCCACCAGGGAUCCCGCAGCAUAUGUCCCCCUGCCCUGUAGGGCUGAGGGCUGGCAGGUGUCGCUGGGGCUGCCCCCCGUGCAAGGGGCUCUGGCUGCAGCGGGGGUGUUGCCUGUGCCCUGUGUGUUGCCCACCCGUGGCUGACAAUGCAGGGGGUGGCUGAGCCAGGGUGAUGCACACCCUGUGUCCCCCCUCUUUCUGCUGUCCCUGGGCUUGGGCUAGGAGACAGAAGCCCCUUGGCUCAGCCCUGGCCUAAUCUCAAGCCCAAAAUCCCCGGAGAGAUGCCUGCAUCAGCUCCCGGGCCCCUGGGCCCCCCACAGACAGCCCAGAGGUGGAGGGCUCAGCCCCGCGGACCCCCAGCCACAAGCAUGGGGGGUCCCUAUGGCCCCUUUGCAGGUGGUGGGGAGGCUCCCAGGGUGGGAGCCCGGCGUGGCGGGGAGCGCGAGCUCUGCUUUGCAAUUAAGGUACGAUUCUCACCGCCACGCUGCUGGGCUCCCAUGGAGGGUGCGGAGACCCUCACUGCCCUGCCCCGGGCACACUGUAAUGCCUUUUUGUUUCUCUUUUUUUUUUUUUUUUUUUUUUUUUUUUCUCCUUCUCCCCUCCAUAGUUUGUGCCAUUUAUGAGUCAUGUAUGGUACCAAUAAAAUGACUUUUCGGUUU